GGAGGGCCACCACAGAAAGUAAACCAUUUUUUAAUCGCGGUUAAACGGUCUCGUUGUUAUGAUUAAGGCCAUAAUAACACAGGCAUUGUUCGACUUUUGUUAAUAUCUCGCGGUUAUUAGACAAAAUGAUCUUGGCGCUGUUUUGCUGUGAACGAAAGAAAGACUGUCAGACGCUGCAAGAGGGUCUAGUAGGUCAGCUACAAUUUUCUCAAGGACUAAAUUUGGAUCGUGUAGAGUAAUCAGUCCGAGAUUCCCCGUUGCGAGGAAUAUAUGAGUCACGCGCAUUAGACGUACUUCCUUCCCAUAACGGAACUAUUACUACCGCCAUUCAUACCAUCGGCUCAACGGGAAGAAUUAGCUCUACUGCACUUUAGUCUGUGCUUUGGUUCGAGUUCAAGAAAUAGCUGAGUUCGUGACUUUCGUUAUGACACAAGGGACCUGUUGGCUGCUCUUUCCAUUGAUAUUUAUCCACAAAGUUACGAGUUUUAACAUCGACACUCGGACCAGUAUCGUUUAUAGCCAUCCGACUGGACAAACUAAUGGUUAUUUUGGAUUCUCCGUCACGAUCCACGCUCAUCGGAAUACACGAUGGUUGAUUGUAGGUGCCCCCAAGGCCAAUGUGACGUCAUCCGAUGGGAACCCGCUGACCAGCUUCGGCGCGGUGUUCAAGUGCGAUAUAAAUGAAACAAAAAGCUGUAGCCUUAUUCCUGUUGACAACUCACCCGAAGAAGUCGCAGAGUUCCCAUACAAUGGCGGCUUUCCUUAUGUUCCCAUGGAGUCUAAGAGUGGUCAGUGGCUUGGAGGAACCGUACAGAGUAUGCGCGAUAGCGACAAUCUUUUGGUGUGUGCACCGAGGUACAGUCAUAAGCAAGACGCCCGCCACGAAAAGAAGUUGUUUAACGGACCCAAACUGAAUAACUUCCCUUCAGGGCGGUGCUUUCUACUUCACAGUAACCUCAGCGGAGUGGAGGACAUACUGCAACCUUGCAAACGACAAUCAAAUAAUCCAUACAAUGGAUACUGCCAGCUUGGACUAAGCGCAGCGUCAAUUGAUAACUCGUCUAGCGUUGUGAUGGGGGUAGUGGGGUUGGGAAAUGAUACAGCAAGACUCGUGUAUACAGGCGGUGUCGAAAGGUACUCUCCGGAGUCGAGGGCUUUCGCGGUCUCUUUGUUCGAUCAACGACUCAAGAGAGACGAUUAUAUGGGGUAUGGUGUUGCUGUCUUACGAUUCGAAAACACGACUGGUAUAGCUGGAGGUGCACCACGAGGAGAUAAUUUGGAAGGAAAGGUCUUUAUCUACGAAGAUCGCAAGGAUGGCAUAGUUUUCCAAUCCACGCUUGAACGUCCCAAAGAUUCACAGGUUGGAAGCUACUUUGGUAGUUCAGUGUGCGCUGUUGACCUGAAUAACGAUGGUCUCACAGAUCUAUUGGUGGGAGCUCCGUUGUUCACCAUGACUAUGGAUGAAGGCAGAGUCUAUGUGUAUAUCAGCAACAAAGACGGUGUCCUGAGCUGGGCCAAGUCCAUGACCCUCACGGGGGACUCGGUCCCUGGAGCAAGAUUUGGAUUCGCCCUUGCAGACGCUGGAGAUCUCAAUAGAGAUGGUUUCCACGAUGUCGUGGUAGGUGCACCAUACGAAGGGCCUAACAGUGAAGGGGCCGUCUACGUAUACCAUGGUAACAAGCAAGGGAUACAGAAUCGUUACCAGCAGAAAAUAUUUGCCUCGUCUUUGAGUUCCAGUCUGAGGGGCUUCGGAUGCUCCGUGUCUGGCGCUGUCGACGUAGAUUAUAACGGUUACCCGGAUCUGGUCGUAGGUGCUUACAAAUCGGAUCACGCCGUAUUACUUAGAACAAGCAGGAUAAUCCAUUUGGAGGCUUCAAUCGCGCUGAGUCGAUCUAAGAUCGUGCUGGAAAACUCCGAUCAUCUCUGUGUUCUGGAGGAUGGAACAAGGCAUAAAUGUUUGAAUGCGACAUUCUGCUUCAAGUUCUCCGAUCGGGAACCGUCUAACAGAAAAGACUUACGAAUAUCGUAUCGCAUUGAGCUUGAUAAAGACAAGAUAGCCGAAGAUCUACGGCGUAUCUUCUUCUUAACCUCCGCCCCAGUGACCACUCUCCAAGGUGAAACCACGAUCCCUCAGGGGCAGGAGCUCCACUGUCUCCCUGUCUACCCCGUUUACAUCCGGGAAAAGUUUGAGAUUCUAGACCUUCUUACUCCUAUGACAUUUGAUGUCACCUUCGAUUUGGUUAAUAGGUCAUGCGAAAUGGAUGGGAACGUUCCAUGCCCUGUAUUAGAUGGGUAUAGGCCUACAUCACUCAGGAAUACAGAGUUAAACUUUCAGAAGCAGUGUAGGGGUGUUAUAUGUGAGCCGGAUAUGACGUUACGAGGAACUACCCGGAUAUCUGGUGAAAACAGGGUUCUUCAUAUUGGCAGUUCCGAUAUCGUGAAGGUAGACCUAGAUUUAGUCAACAUCGCCCAAGAUGCGUCUUACUUGACUAAACUAGUUCUCGAACUUCCAUUGGAGCUUAGCUACAUCGGGCCAACGUCCACAGAGUUUAUUCAGUGCACUGCAAGUUACGGAAAUGUCACGGCUACGGUUACUUGUGACGUGGGUAACCCUUUCAAAGGAAAGUCAAAGAAAAAGAUAAACAUCGCAUUCGAAGCGUCAAGAAUAACACAUAGUUUUAUCAUCAGUGCAUUCGUUACGAGCGCCAACAUUGAUGUUGAUUUGAGUAACAAUAGGCUCUCGUUGCCUGUCAGGGCCGCAUACGUCGCCGAUGUAGCUAUCAGUGGGGUGUCGCAACCAUCAGAAGUCAUAUACCAUGUGAAACCAUCCGGCGACGACGUAGAGUUUCAGACUGAUAUUGGACCUGUCAUUGUUCAGACACUCAUGGUAGUUAAUCACGGGCCCAGUUCUGUGGAGCAAGUUGGGGUUAGCGUGGAUACUCCGCAACUAUUACCAGGAAAGCUGAAAGAUGAUUACUUGCUGUACUUGCUCAAAGUCGAGCUGACUUCAGGCGCUGGAAGAUGUAACGCAAUCUCGAAUCCUCUUAGGAUUCCAUCACGCAACCACACUCAGUGGAAUGAGCAUCCAGAAAUAAACGGGCGAGCCGAACUUCGAACCGAGGCUACAAGAAUGAAUUGCAACUCUGCAGUGUGCUACACGUUCGAGUGCACAUUGGGUCGGAUGUCACGAGGGGAUACGGCCACUAUCACGAUUACAUCAAGGCUAUGGGAGGCCACCCUUUUAAAGGCCAAGGCAGGCGUUGUGAACCUCGAGACUACCGCUCACCUCACUGUACCCUCGCACUUGCAGCAGCCGAAUAACACGAAUGACCAAGUGUCGGUUGUUCUGGUUGCCAAGCCUAGUAGAGCCGGCAGUGAGGUCAUCAGGGAAGAGACCCCCUGGUGGAUCUAUCUACUCGCGGUCCUCGGCGGGCUACUUCUUCUGACGGCAGCUAUCUCAAUUAUGUACAGGUUUGGUUUCUUUGAGCGCCAUCGACACGAAGAUUCAUCCACAGAUCCAGAUGAAUUGAAGCCAAUGAAUAUGUAAAGACGAACAGUAUUCAAGGCAAAACUCGCUCAGGGACUCGAAAUUAGUCCAACGCCACGCCUGUUUUCACAUAAGAUCAAUUUACAUUUGGCGAAAGAUAUGAGAUGAAGUGUUUAGACCAAGAAAAAUGGGAUUUUGUUUGUAGCUAGAAGUUUCUAGCUCGUCAUUAACAAACAAAUACAAGGAAUAUAUAUAGUAUUUUACACAAGGAAUGUAAAAAAAUAUGAACACUAUGUCGCAGUUACUGUAUCAGGAGUUUUAUUAACUAGGCCCAGAGCUUUGCCUAUGGAAGCAAGUCCCUCGUUACUUUUUUUAGGGGACCAGGAACAAUUGACAGGGAAACUUCUUCAAUUUUUUUCCCUAAAUUAAAUCAUUUAAAUUUAAGCGCCAAAAAUGUUUCUUAUCGAAGUUUAUUUAUGUUAGAAAGUAUUUUAUUUUUAUUUAUUUUUUGAAAUAUUGGCUUCUUGUCAGUCUUCAUAACCUCCCAGAGUGAAAACUUUGCAAUCUAAUAACCCUUAAAAUCACGCCGCCAUUUUAUGCCCCCGCUCAAUGCCAAUUUAAACAAAGCAUCCAUUUCCAUCGGCUAAUUCAGGCCCGUAGCCAGAAUUUUGAAUGGGGGGUUUCUUUAAGAUCGCAUCAGUACUCAAUUUUCCUUGGUAGUUUCUUGGUGUUACGGAGCAUAAGCACCAAAAACACAAUGGAGCAAAAUCCAAAAACAAUUCCCUGCUACCAGAAGCUUAUUUUCUCUGUAUUUCGCUGGGCUGGCGUUCGCGAGGAAAAGAGACCUCUGCCAUGGGUCGAAACUGUUUUCGUUGCGCAUGCGUGAGCGUUUCUAAGCGACCGCAUGAAGUGCCAGAAACCGUACCAUUGCGCGAAAGCUGUCAAUAUGCUAAUUUUUGUCGCAAAUUAUAAAUCAAACUCCAGUUAGUUAUGCUCUUCGAAAAAAGAAAACAACUGUUCAAUUUCAGUCACCUAAAACGUCACUAAAAAGAUUGAACAGCAAACGCCAGCCCAGCGAAAUACAGAGAAAAGAGGCCUCUGCUAGCAGAAGAGUACAAAGGCUAAGAGCAACAAACAUAGCUCUCCGGCCGUAACACCAAGGAAUGCCCAUUUUCCGGUUGUUUUUCUCCCUUGAAAACUUUGUUUGGGGAGCACUGAUCAAAACAUGGUCGAGGUCAUGGGUCCAACGCUUUCUUUCUUUUGCCGCAAAAGUCUAGCUAGCCUCCUCCGCAGGCGUCUCUGAACGUUAGAAACCGAGACUCGGGAUUCCUGUGGUCGACAAAUUCCUUUGUUAAGGGAGGGAGGGGACAAUGUCGACGCAUCACCACAGGAAUCCCGAGCUCCUGUGUUUCUUUUCUGCUGCUUUCUGGGCAAAGCGAUGCCUGCGGAGAUGGCUAAAGUCUAGCCUGAUUGUCAUUUCACAUAUCAUUAACCUCAUUGAGACUAAUCAUUCGAUACCAAUUUUGGCAGUUACUGUUGCUAUGGUAACCAAGCCACACCCAAAAUACAUGAUUUUAAUGCUCUUACGGUAACAGCUCUAGCUCUGAAACUAUAAUUGGAACACAAACCAAACUAAGGAUAUUCAUUGCUAAUACCUCAAACUAUGUAAUGAACCUAAAAUUGCUAUAUAGUUGACAUAAAUGGAAACUUAUCAAGUAAACAAACAAAAAGCUUAUAAUUUUAACCAGCAUUCUUUGGUAAAAAGCCUUCAUAUUACUAAGCAUUGUAAAAAUUUCAAGGUUUUUGAGGUUCAUUACACUACUACACUAUCAAUAAUUAUUCCUGCCAAAUUUCAUGCAAUAAUAUUAAAAACACAGGAACUAG
Nematostella vectensis (starlet sea anemone) is the source of this 5371-nucleotide messenger RNA. RefSeq names its product integrin alpha pat-2. The transcript has 31 exons. Gene Ontology annotation, molecular function: integrin binding. The coding region runs from base 425 to 3547 and encodes 1040 amino acids. Gene Ontology annotation, cellular component: external side of plasma membrane; integrin complex. Gene Ontology annotation, biological process: cell-cell adhesion; cell-matrix adhesion; cell adhesion mediated by integrin. NCBI's taxonomy places the organism in Eukaryota, Metazoa, Cnidaria, Anthozoa, Actiniaria, Edwardsiidae. The record is from RefSeq and is a predicted model, not a curated record.